UACACGGAAUUGACAGGAAACUGUCGGCAAUAAUAGGUGAAGGCGACGCUACCAAAAUGUCGCAAGACAUAUUUCCACUCCUCAGUGUUGCAGAAAUAACAAACACCUGUCAGGAAAUGUUCCCUGGCUUAAAAGUUACGGAGGAGGAUUUCACAAACCCAAAGGCAGAAAAUAUUAGAGCAUUAUAUGUCUAUCUGCUAGAAUCAGUAACAAACUGCAAUGUGGAAGUGAUAUUUUCGCCGCAGGUUGAAAACAUUGAUCACAAUGACCUUUUGAGCUACCCAGAAUUACAUGUAGAGUCUAUUCCUCCAGUCAAUAUCUUAUUUGCAAUGAAAAGUGUGAUGCAGUCUGCUGGCAUCAGCAACUUCCAGAUGAAGGACCUGACAACACCAAAGCCAAAACGAGUUGCAAGAAUCAUGAGUGCAUUCAUCAACUUUGCUCACCAUAGCAACAACAUAGGAGAACUGUUUGAAGAAGUGCUUGGUGAAAUUGAAGCUAAAAGAGAAGCCUAUCAUGCAUUGCUUGAGAAUCUCAAGAGGAAUCAUGCGGCCGAGGAUGCUGAGAUACAAGAGCUAAAGCAGAAAAUUGAAUCGGACACCGACUUAAUCAGCAAAGAAAAAAAGGAGGCGGUCGUAAUACAGCGACAGAUUGCAGAGUCUGAUGCCAGCCUGGCCAGCAAGAAUAGUCGCAUUGUAAGUAUGCCUAGAUCCAUUAUCAGUAACAUAAAUAGUUUUGGCAUAAUAAAUCUAAAAUGUCGUAACCUUUGCUGAUGACACAUUUUCAAAACUUGUGACAUGACUCAUGCCUAUUCGUGAUAUUCCUGACAAUGGUCCCCUGGAUCUUGCUUGGGAACUGGGCAUUGGUUUGCUCCACAGACAGCCCCACAUAACAAACAUCUGGCAUACAAACACCUGUACUUAGGGAGGAGCUUACCUGACCUACCUUCUCCUUCCAUU
Messenger RNA from Priapulus caudatus, 956 nucleotides. RefSeq names its product kinetochore protein Nuf2-like. Gene Ontology annotation, cellular component: Ndc80 complex; kinetochore. Bases 57 to 770 code for a protein of 237 amino acids. Gene Ontology annotation, biological process: meiotic chromosome segregation; kinetochore organization; mitotic spindle organization. The transcript is spliced from 7 exons. The record is from RefSeq and is a predicted model, not a curated record. NCBI's taxonomy places the organism in Eukaryota, Metazoa, Priapulida, Priapulimorpha, Priapulimorphida, Priapulidae. Gene Ontology annotation, molecular function: protein-containing complex binding.